UCACAUGACUGACGACCGGCGAAACAGGAAAUGGGGCACCAGUCGGGAACGUAGCAUAUGUUGAAUCAGAGGAACUUGCUGAUUAUUGUUUAUUUUACUAAUAUUCCAGCCAUGCACUGUUUGUCUACACUAGUUUGUCAUGUAAUGAGGCUGUGGGUCGUGUGUUUAUCGCUUCUCAUGAACUAUGGACUCGCCGGUAAAAUGAAAAUAGUCGAAGAGCCAAACACAUUCGGAUUAAAUAAUCCCUUUUUGGCUCAAGGAAGCAGACUACAGCCUAAAGUGCCUCCAUCUCCAGUGUCUGGUCCAUCUCACCUCCAUCGCUUAGCCGGGAAAUGCUUCAGUUUCAUUGAGUCGACGUAUAAAUAUGAAUUUUGCCCGUUUCACAACAUCACUCAGCACGAGCAGUCAUUUAGAUGGAACGCCUACAGUGGUAUACUGGGGAUCUGGCAGGAGUGGGAUAUUUCAAACAACACGUUCACAGGCAUGUGGAUGAGAGAAGGGGAUGCGUGUGGAAAUAAAAACAGGCAAACCAAAGUUAUUCUCACCUGUGGUGGGAGCAGCAAGCUGGCUCAGGUGUCAGAGCCCAGCACCUGCAUGUACUCCCUGACCUUUGAGACGCCGCUCGUCUGCCAUCCACAUUCUCUGCUGGUGUAUCCGACCCUGAGUGAGAAGUUGCAAAAGGAAUGGGACGAUGCCGAGCAGGCUCGCUACGACGGGCUCAUCACUGAGCAGGGAUACAAUAAUCUUUUGAGAGAUAUUUUUGAGGAUGCUGGUUUCUUGAAGAGCCAAAAACUGAAGUUGAAUCCCAGUCUUGCGUCCCAUUCCAAAACCCAUGAGUCCUUACAGAAAUGCACCGAGGACUUUGUGAAGCAGAGUGAAGAGAUCGAGAGACUGCGAGCUCUCCUCACUCAGCACAACAUUCCCUUUGAACUGAACCCAAAUGAAGUAAAGACUCCAGUCAGUGUGACGGUUAAGGAUCGACACCUGAGGGGAGACGAAGGCCUUAAAACAGAUCUCUUUUGACAAAUCUCCUGCAAGAAGUCACGUUUCCCGGAUGUCAUCUACCUGAGUGGAUCUGAAGAUUUUUGGUUGGUGUUCAGUGUGAGGUACAUCGUCAGCGGCUGGACAAGAUCACAGCAUCAUCAAGGCUAUACCGCUAAUUGCUGAAAUUAUCCUAAACAACAUAUGUCUCACAGAUAAAUGACAGACUGUUAACAACUUCAAGAAGUAAUUUAUGAAUCAGAGCCUUUCUUUUAUCCAAUUGCACAUUUCUUAGAGAGGAACACUGGCACCCAUUCAGCUUUCUUCAGAAAUUGUACAGCUAAAAAUAACCAUGAUACACUAUGAAAGACAAGGCACAAGGUUGUGGAAUAAAUAAAUGUUGUUUUAAUUAACUCAUUGGGUUUGUGCUGCAGUAGAAUCUUUUGUUUGACUGUAGAAAAAUGGUUUUUGGUCACUCAGGUGUGACUACCUGUGUCUGCUAUCACAGAGCAUAUGGAGAUGUUUUUGUAUUUAUCCAGUCAUACUUUGAGAUAUUUGUUGCAGCUACAUUUUACAAUUAAAACUUUAACAAUUCAUAUUUUUAAAGUAACCAGACGGUCCUGAGUCCAUGACGCUGCAGUUUGUUCAUGAGCACACACACACACAGGGACUCGAGUCAGCUUGGGCCUUCUUGUUCCCGCCGUGGUCUGAUGUGUUAGGCCACAUUUUCCAUCAGUCAGACACACACACACACACACACAUAAUGCUGAGCUGUGCUUUUUCCUUGACAACGUGCUGUAGCUGCAGCAGUGCUGACACUCAUGGCCUGCCAAGGUUUUGUUACAAGAAGCGUGACAUGCCGAGAACUGCAUCUCACAUUUGGGGAAAGCAAAGUUUGUUUUGAGAAUGAAUCAACUGAAGACUGUCCAAGGUGUUUCCCUGGCUCCCGCCGCAGUGCAUGCUGGGUCGUGCUCCAGCCACACGCCCCUGAAAUGGAUCAAGCAGGUCGUGAAAAUGAAUGAAUAAAUGAUACUUGCUCAGCAGCUGAAUAAAGUGUUGGAGGAAGAGGCUGGCAUUCAUAGCCUGUCAAGUUGUAACUAAGGUUGGAUUUAAUAGCAUUUAGCCUCAGUCAGCAGUACUGCCUUAGUAACUAAAGGCAUAGUAAUUUAUUCUCAUGUUUUUAUUUUAUUUUAUUGUGAAGCACUUUGAGCUACACCCCCGCUGGUUUUGUCAUGUUUACUUUUGGGGUGACAGACUGUAUUGUUGU
This is a messenger RNA of Myripristis murdjan (pinecone soldierfish), 2248 nucleotides long. It is a transcript of the gene gnptg, whose product is annotated as N-acetylglucosamine-1-phosphate transferase subunit gamma. The record is from RefSeq and is a predicted model, not a curated record. The transcript has 11 exons. Bases 58 to 1023 code for a protein of 321 amino acids. Gene Ontology annotation, cellular component: Golgi apparatus. Lineage: Eukaryota; Metazoa; Chordata; Actinopteri; Holocentriformes; Holocentridae.